Saccostrea echinata is the source of this 654-nucleotide messenger RNA. RefSeq lists its product as uncharacterized. The coding region runs from base 1 to 654 and encodes 217 amino acids. NCBI's taxonomy places the organism in Eukaryota, Metazoa, Mollusca, Bivalvia, Ostreida, Ostreidae. The record is from RefSeq and is a predicted model, not a curated record. The transcript is spliced from 6 exons.
AUGCGUUCAGUAGUAUUAUUUUGCUUAUUUUAUUUGUUUGUUGUGACCUCAGAUGUCCUGGGUCAAAAAAGAAGAGACCACAGAAAAGGCAGACAUAAUCGUAUCAGAUCUGACCCAGCUGGAGGUCACAUCUCUGGAACAUGGCAGAGAAGAACUCAUGGGAAUCAUGAAACUAAUAGAGGAAAUACGACCGACCAAAGACAAAAUACAGAGGUGCAAAGAGGAGGACGUUAUCAUCAACAGGGGCAAAAUUCCAGGAGAGAUCAGAGAAAGAGAAAGGGGCAACAUAAGGGUAGACGACACAGAAAAGAUCACUCUCAACCUAUUGACAAUCAGGAACCCACUGUGUCCCCUCAAGUUGAUGUUCUGGAAACUAUUAUUAUACCCGCAGUGUGUAAAGAAUGCAAAAGGAAAGACCCAACUCAUCAAUCAUGUAUAGCCAUAUGCCCUGAUUUAGCUACAGAUGACUCGGGCAGAGGGGCAACCUUCCUCGGAGAUUCAUACUGCUACUUCUGCGAAUAUUACCGCUUCAACAGGAGCUACUAUCAGCAAUGCAGAAGUCGAUUCUGUACUUCUAAAACCUGUAUUAAUCAACAGAACCUUAAAACUGGAGACUCCACUGAAGUGCCACCCAGUACCUUAAUUAACAUGUGA